AUGCGACGUACGACGACUUUUACUUUAUUCACAGGUGCAAUCCUGUUGCUACUGCUCUGCGCGGAAGCAAAGAAUUUAAUCAUUGAAUCCUUACCGAGGACUCCCGACGGCUGGAUAAAACUGAGGGACGCGGAUCCUCGGCAGGUCGUUACUCUCCGAGUACACUUUGAACAGUUGACAGAAAGUGUCGCCCGCUUUCAUCAGACUCUUUACGAUGUCUCCGAUCCACAACACGCUCUCUAUGGCCGACAUCUCUCCCGAGAGCAAGUCAGUGAUUUAAUGAAGCCGCGUCAAGAAUCUGUGGCCACUGUCGUCGACUGGCUUUCCUCAUCCGGUGUCUCAGUAAUGAAGCAGACAGAUGACUGGGUUGCUUUUCGAACGAACAUAGAGACAGCCACCAAGCUUCUGGAUGCUCAAUUCAGUAUAUACAGCCACGUGAGCACUGAUGUCGAAAGGGUUCGGACUUUACGAUACUCGGUUCCAGAGGCCUUGAAACAUCAUGUUACCAUGAUACAGCCCACGACACUUUUCGGCCGCAUCAAACCUCAAAUUCAACACGGACGAAUUCUCGAUUGGGAAGAAUUCAAGCAGAAAUUACCAGUAGCUGCGACCGUUCCGAACGGUACGCUUAAUGUGACACUCUGCAACACCACUAUUACCCCUGCAUGUCUGCGCUCGCUUUACAAUGUUCAAGACCGGAUCGCCGACCCAACGGUCCCAGCCAUUCUCGGGAUUAGUGGCUUUCUAGACGGAUUUGCUAAGCACGAUGCUCUCAUUCAAUUCAACGCCAAAUUUGCCCCGUAUGCCGCAGCACAGGACUUUACCACCGUUCUUGUGAACGGUGGUCGAGACAAUCAGACGGAUGUUGAGACUGAUAUUGAGGCAAAUCUGGACAUGCAAUACGGUGCAUCCAUGGGAUUUAACACAAGUAUCCGGUACUAUUCAGUUGGGGGUCUCGGUCCGCUCGUGCCUGACCUUAGUCAACCCGAUCCAAACGAGAUAUCCAAUGAGCCCUACCUAGAAUUAGCCACGUACCUCCUCGCGCUGCCUGACCCAGAACUACCCCGUACACUCAGUAUAUCCUAUGGCGACAACGAACAAAGUCUCCCCCGGGCCUAUGCACAGAAAGUGUGUAACAUGUUUGGUAUGCUCGGUGCCCGCGGCGUAUCCGUCAUCGCGAGUUCGGGAGACGAAGGCCCCGGAAGCCCAUGUCAAAUUAAUGACGGCACUAACGCGACCCGCUUCACGCCUCUCUUCCCCGCCACCUGUCCCUUCGUCACCACCGUAGGCGGCACCGUAGGCGUCCAGCCCGAAUCAGCGACCGCCUUCUCCGGCGGCGGCUUCAGUGAGGUCUUCCCUCGGCCCGCGUACCAAGAUGUCGCCGUGAGUGCCUACCUAGAUGGCAUUGGAAACACCUUCACCGGUUUGUACAACCGCCUGGGGCGGGGGAUCCCCGAUGUCGCUGCGCAAGCGAGCAAUUAUUUAGUAGUGAGCCACGAGAAUAUCUUAUCGGUCAGCGGGACCUCGGCGGCGACGCCCACGUUCGCGGGAAUGGUGCAUCUGUUGAGCACGGCGCGGAUUAAGAGCGGCAUGCCACCCAUGGGGUUUCUGAAUCCGUGGCUGUAUAGCACCGCGGCUGCGGGAGGAGGGAUGACGGAUAUCGUAGCUGGGAGGACGACGGGGUGUACGGGAAGGGACGUUUUCACUAACCUGACUACGCCGUUCGUGGCUGGGGCGGGUUGGAAUGCGACUGCUGGCUGGGAUCCGGCGACGGGAAUGGGGACGCCGCUAUUUGAUCAGUUGCUGAAGAUGGCCGUCCCGGGGGCGGCAAUUUCCAGAAAAGGGGGAAUGGUGCCACUGAGAUGGGGAUGAUGUGAGUAAAUUUAAUGAUGCCUACAGAGCCUGCCGGCUAUGCGUAAGCAGAAUUUUUCGC
Messenger RNA from Pseudomassariella vexata, 1933 nucleotides. RefSeq names its product tripeptidyl-peptidase 1. The transcript has 6 exons. The record is from RefSeq and is a predicted model, not a curated record. The coding region runs from base 1 to 1872 and encodes 623 amino acids. NCBI's taxonomy places the organism in Eukaryota, Fungi, Ascomycota, Sordariomycetes, Amphisphaeriales, Pseudomassariaceae. Gene Ontology annotation, molecular function: tripeptidyl-peptidase activity; serine-type endopeptidase activity. Gene Ontology annotation, biological process: proteolysis.